AUGUCUUCAACUUUGCCGGAAGCCAAAUGUCUACCAAUUCCAAAAAAUAAUACCGCUUCUGACGCAAGCCAGGAUCCAAAUUGUGAUUCAAUUAUAACAAUAGACAACCCCCUUACUGCCAAUGCUAGUGAAGAGCACGACAAAACUAAUACAACAUCCCCUGACACCCCUUAUUCUAUACUUACAGCAAGAAAGAAAGCAAUAAUUGUAGUAAUUAUAUCUUUAUCGAGUUUUGUCAGCGCAUUUUCAGCAAAUAUAUAUUAUCCAGCCUUAAAAGUCAUCCAAAAUGAUUUGAACAUCACCGAAAGAAUGGUUUAUCUCACUGUAACUGUAUAUAUGAUCUUUCAAGGAUUAUCCCCUUCAUUUUGGGGAAGUCUAGCCGAUAGCUGGGGAAGGCGCCCAGUGUAUAUUAUGACAUUUUUGAUCUAUAUUUUCGCUUGCAUUGGUCUAGCGUGUACUAAAAAUUAUGUGACCUUGCUUAUUCUGAGAAUGUUGCAGGCCUUUGGCUCAAGCUCUGCAAUCGCUGUUGGAGCCGGUAUCAUAGGUGAUAUAGCUACGCCUAUGGAGAGAGGAGGAUAUAUGGGGUUAUUUUCAAUGGGUACAAUGCUCGGACCACUUUUGGGACCUGUACUAGGUGGUAUUGUAAGUUAUAGGCUAGGCUGGAGAUGGAUAUUUUGGGUACUGUCAAUGCUGGUAACACCACUUUGGUUUGCAAUUGUACUUUUCUUACCUGAAACUUUGCGGGCAUUAGUGGGAGACGGAUCUGGCUAUGCAAAUCCUACGCCAUUACAAUAUUGGAGAAGAGAACGAAAAAUAGCAAGUAAACAAUUGGAGGACAUUGAAAAACCACCCAGAAGCCGAUUUCUUGUACUACCAAACCCUUUUCAAUCUUGGGUUUAUUUAAAGGAGAGAGUUGUUUUAAUCAUACUUUUGUACAACUCAUUACAAUAUGCAGGACUCUAUUGUGUGAUUACAAGUGUUACAGAUCUGUUUAGUAAUGCAUAUGGUAUCAACGAAGUUCAAGUGGGUUUGUGUUUUUUAUCAAACGGAGUCGGUGCUUCUUUAGGCUCAUACACCUCAGGACGAAUACUCGAUUGGAGAUUUAAGACGAUUGCAAAGUCUCUUGGGAUUGAUGAAAAAAAUGCUAACAGUAAUAUACCUGAAGAUUUUCCAAUCAAAGAAGCAAGGAUGGGUAUAACGUGGAUCUGGGGUAUUGCAUUUAAUGUCGCAAUGAUUGCGUAUGGCUGGAGUUUAUUUUAUAAAAUCCACAUAGCUGUUCCCAUUAUACUGAAUUUUAUAUUAUCAUUCACCGCAACCUCAACGUUUAAUGCGACAAAUACACUUCUUAUUGAUCUAUUUCCGAAUAAUUCGGCAGCAAUAAUUGGAUCCAACAAUCUAACAAGAUGCUUACUAGGUGCUGGGGCAGUAUUGACAGUUCAGCCAGGAGUCCAUUUAAUGGGGAUUGGGUGGUUUUUUACAGCGAUGUCUUUAUUUUUGCUUAUAACAAGGGUUACUAUGGCGUUCCUGUGUUUCCGACCAGUUUCUUCAAAAAAAGUUUAA
Messenger RNA from Mucor mucedo, 1560 nucleotides. Its product is annotated as major facilitator superfamily domain-containing protein. Gene Ontology annotation, molecular function: transmembrane transporter activity. The coding region runs from base 1 to 1560 and encodes 519 amino acids. The transcript has 9 exons. The record is from RefSeq and is a predicted model, not a curated record. Gene Ontology annotation, biological process: transmembrane transport. Lineage: Eukaryota; Fungi; Mucoromycota; Mucoromycetes; Mucorales; Mucoraceae.